CGGCACGUGACACGAAAGUUUUGCUUGAUUAAAUCCAAAAGGCUUGUGUUAAAUCGUUUUAUAAGAAAUGUUUGGUCCAUAUUACGACGUAAUUUUGUCCUUAAAAGAAGUACCCUUUUCAAGAAGAAACGAUUUAGAAAGGCGGGAUAUUUUCGUAAGUGGAAGGCCAGAGCCGGUCCUAAGUGAAGUGUUAAAAGAUCAAAGAGUGGGUUCAAGCUUCUUUCGUUCUUUUCAAACCACUUGGUAUGAUACCCAUCCCUGGUUAUGUGGAAGUUUUUACUGUCAAAAACUUUUCUGUUGGCCGUGUUUACUUCUUUCAAGAACUAAGUCAGUUUGGGCGACAGAAGGGUUUUAUGAUUUAAAGAAUUUAUCAAGAUCUUGUCAAAAACAUGCCACAUCCGCAAAUCACAUGACAUGUUUUAUGAAUUUUAAACGGUUGGUAAAAAACAUGCCCACUCUUAAAGAUUUAAUUCAAGAAAAUUCUUUAUUUUGCAAGUCGGUCUAUAAUGAAAAAGUUAGAAAAAAUAGAGUGCUAUUGAAUAUCCUUAUUGAUACAACAAUUUUAUUGGCAAAACAAGAAUUAUCAUUUCGUGGCCAUCGCGAAAAUGAGUAUAGCGAAAAUAGAGGCAAUUUUAUAGAAAUUUUUAAUUUUAAAAUCAAGGACAAUGAAGAAAUGACCAAACAUAUCGCAAAUCUUGGAAAAUCAUUUUCUUCCAAAACAAUCCAAAAUGAUUUAAUACUUUGUGUAAGUGAAGUGGUAAGGGACGUUAUUUCCAAUGAAAUAAAAGAAACAGAUUUUUUCUCGGUAAUUGUGGAUGACACUACAGAUAUAACUGAAAAAUCCCAGUGCGCUAUAUCGCUACGAUAUUUAGGUAAAGACAAUUUAAUUAUUUAUGAGCGCUUUUUGGGUUUUUUUGAUGUAAGUGAAAAUGGAACUGCUGACGCUUUGUUUGAUUUAGUGUCAACUAAUUUAGCCCCUUACAACUACAAACAAAAGCUUGUGGCACAGUGCUACGAUGGGGCCAGUGUUAUGGCAGGACAUUUAAAUGGUUUGCAAGCAAAAAUUAAAAAAGAAGCUCCACAAGCCCUUUUUAUCCAUUGCUCAGCUCAUAAACUUAAUUUAGUAUUGCAAGAUAGUUGCAAAGCUAUAAAAGAGUGCAGGGUUUUUUUUGCUACUCUUACUGGCAUACCUAAUUAUUUCCAUCAAUCAGCCAAACGCACGUUUUUUGUUGACAAUUUAGUAGGAAAAAGAAUACCAGCGUUUACGAAAACACGGUGGGCAUCACGGUCAAAAAUUAUAACUUUACUUUUCGAUAAUUACUUAGAGUUUAUUCCUGUUUUUCAAAAAAUAAUUGAUGAUAAAACCUGCAGUGCAGCCUCUAUUAAUGGAGCCAGAGGUUUUUUAAAAAGUCUUUUAGAUUAUGAAUUUGUAUUUUUGUUGUUUUCUUUUUCAAAUAUAUUUUCAAAAACCAACAUACUUUUUGAAAUUUUACAAAAAAAAGCUUUGGAUAUUAAUUUUUGUAAAGAAAAAAUUUGUAAUUGUAUAGACAAUUUAAAACAAAUAAGGUCUGAUGAAGAGUUUCUUAAUAUUAAAAAUAAAGUGACAAAUUUAUUAGACAACGCCAAAGAAAAGGUAGAAAUAAAUAUUGCUUUUAAACAAAAAGGUAAUGAAAAUUUAAAAGUUUUAUUUUUUGAAAUUAUUGAUAAUAUAAUUAUGCAAAUGACAGAAAAAUUUUUAGAAUUGGUAAAUCAUAAAAAUUUUAAAACCUUUAAGACUAAAUUUCCCAGUGAUUUACUUACAGAAUUAUGUCAUAAUUACAAAGAUUUUGAAAACAAAAAAAGUGCUUUAAAAACAGAAUUAACAAUUAUCUAUAGUGAUGACCAAUUUAUGUGUUCUGUAGAAAAAUAUUAG
Messenger RNA from Brassicogethes aeneus, 1912 nucleotides. The record is from the annotation of a GenBank genome assembly. Lineage: Eukaryota; Metazoa; Arthropoda; Insecta; Coleoptera; Nitidulidae.